GGUGCUAAAUUUUAAGUUGCACACCGUCAUAAUGGGAGAAAAACCACCACGACCAUACAACGGAGUCGAAGUCCGAGUUCUGAGCACCUAAAGCAGCCGCACGGUAAGAGACCUUUUUAAAAAAGCAUUAAAUACUCAUGUAACAUACAGCAAAAAUGAAGCCUAAAGAACAUGGGGAAGUAUGUACAGACAGAAAGGAAAAGCAAGGGGACUACGGAGGCGGUGCAUGUUGAUGUUCACACAAAAAAAUACGUAAUAAGCAAUGAAAGAAAUCUGCCCAGCUGUAAAACUUACAACGGCUUUUUAAAGAAUAAAAACAUUUUCCCCCUGUAUGUCCACCUCUGACACCCUGGUUACAUUCCUCCUGAGGCUGGAGAGUCUGGCAACACAGUCCAAGAGAGUCGCCUGGAAUGUGGGUGUGGAACAAUCUCUCCUCCACCAUCCACUGUUAUGUCAGCCUUGGGGGAUUACUAGCCCUGGAUGUUCCCUGAAGAUAACUGAAAACAAACCGGGUAAAGAAGAAAUCCAUUCUGCACAUUCACGGCUGGGAACACACCGACACCGCCCCCCCUCCUGUUUUCCAUAAAGGCGAUCUUCAGUUGUCCCAGAACUCCGCUGGUAACAGCCCAUCACACCUGUCACACUCCUGUCUCACAACCUACCCGCUCCAAGCUGUACCGCAGGCCGCACGUCUCUUAAGAAAACUCUACAACGCACCUUCUGUUUAAGUUCCUAAUGCACUACCCCCCGUUCCUCAAGUAUCUCUGUUACGGUGAAAAUGGCGGUGACCUGUAUCCCCUAAAUGUGCGGAAACCGAGGUGCAUCCUUUAAAAACUGCACCUGUCGCCAGGAGAGACAGUGCUCACCGGCCCUUCCCCAGGACACGCGACUUUGCACCCGGAGGCCUGGCGCCAGCAAUAAGGGCCUUCAGCGUCUGCCCUCGACGGCCUUCUCUCGAGCCCACCCGUCUAGCCGCUCCUCGAAUGCACCCUACCUGCAGUUUCCAGCACGCGCUACGGUGCUCCUCCGCGGCGAGCCUGUGCCCGCUCGCGCGCUCCUCACCCAACACGUCCCAGACCCCGCGGUAAGCAUCACCCGCUCCGGGAAGCCUCGGGUCAAGCCGGGCACGGGUUCUUACUCAACGCCUGUUCCCCGAGAGCCCAAACCCCCGGAGAGUAGGAACCCAGUCUUCCUCAUCCCGCGUCCGCUGCUCAGCGCACACGGUCCGGGCCAGGGCAGAUGCCCCCGGGCCAUGCCUGCGGCCGGAGCGUCGGGGCGACGACACCGCCUUCACAAGGUCAGGGGCCGAGGCCGCCGGAGCUCCGCCUCCCGCCGCGCGUCCAGGGGAACCCGCGUCUCCGAGAGACGUCUGCAUCCGGAGCCCCCCGUCCCGCCGCUCCCCUGCUCCGCGGCCCGGGCGCUGGGGGCGGGCACAGGCGUGCUGGGCCACAGGGGACACACGCCCGGCGCCCAGGGUCGAGGCCCCGGGGCAACUCUCUCAAGACCGGACCGACGGAGAGGGAAGGAAGAAAGCAGCAAGGCAGCGUGCUCGGGUCGGAGCGAGGAAACACCCGGACGGGAAAGGGAAGAUCGGGAGGACCGGGAGAGCUCCGGGCCCCGUGACCCGAGGCACAUAAAGGGAGGCGGCGGCGGCGAGCGCGAGGGGCAACACGGCGGGUCGCCCUCCGCCGGGGCCGCGGGCGCGCUGUCCGGAGGCCAAGGGCUCGGCGGCUGCGGCGGGUUCGGCCCGGGACCUCUCGGCCCCCUCACUGCGCGGCCUAAAGCCGCGGCCUCGCGUCCAGCGCCGCCCGGGCAGGCGCUCCCGCCCCGGCUUCCCGCCAGGCCGCCCGUCCGGACGCCGCCGGGGGAGCCACUUACCCGGCCCGCCCGGCCGACUCUCCCCAUGGGCCGCGGCGGCGCACCGGGGCCGAGGCGCCGCGGACAGGGCGGGCUGGGCGCACUCGGCGUAAGCCCGCGACCGCAAGACCCGAACCGGCGCCAACCCCUACGCCGAGUCCGCAGGGCGCGCGGCGGCGCGGCGUCACGGAGCGCGUGCGGCAGGGAGAGAGGCGCGCCUGCGCCUGCGCCGCGGGCCGCUCCGCCGCGCGCCCCCUGCCGGCCGGAGGACCGCAGUGCACCUCCCCUCCGCCGGCUUCCUUCUCUCCCGCCGUAAGGGGGCGCAGCGGUUCCAGUUUGUGAAAUUUCAGCCUGGGGAGAGCCGGGCAGUGAGCCCCGAUGAGAGUCAACUGUGGCAUCCAAAGACUUGUCCAAAGACAUUGCUGUUUCUAGGAGCCUAUGGUCAACCAGGUAGCAUUUCAGCCUAGCAGAAGGAAAAUCAGGACCAUGAAGCUACCAUAUGAAUAAGAAAGCCUGUGUGAUGUCUUAGUCUGUCCUCCCGUCAGAAGAGGAAGGGAGCCCUCCAGGAUCUCUUUCGUAAGAACAUCAAGCCAAGAACAUCACAGGGGCUCGCACUCUCAAGGACCUCCUCACAUCCCAGAGGGCCCGCCUCCUAAUAACGUCACUGAGAAUAGGAUUCAACAUGUGAAUCUCGAGAGGACACAAGCAUUCCGUCUAUAGCACCUGGUCUUUUCCAGGCUAUGUUAGAAGGAGCAAACCCUGUAGAAACCAUUUGGAUAUCACUGAAAUCCCAUUGAGUGCCCGGAGUGACAACUGAGCCAGCCCGAGAGCCCAUAAUGAGAGGGACCCGCCGCUGGAAGCGAUGUGAGGAAGCACAUCUUCCCAUCCCACAGCCUACAAAACCGGCACCAACAAGGAACCCAAGAGAGGCAGGUUCUACAAGGAAAUCGAUUGUUAACCGACUAUGGUUUACCAACUCUUCCGGUUGUUUGACGAGUACUAAAUCCGUGAUCCGGAAUCCGGCUCACUAUUUGCUUCUACAACUGGCAUUCUACGUACUCCCCUUCCCCUCAAUCCUCAUGUGACAUGGUGGAGAAUUACAUCUAUCAGGUAAUCCCCAUAAAGAUGGUUUGAGAAAGAAGCCAUGAGAGUGUCUCAGCCCAAGCUGCUGUAACAAAAUAUCACAGACGUUGCUUUUUUGGUCACAAUUCCAGAGCUGCAAGUCUGAGUUCUAAGUGCUAGCAGAUCUGGUUGCUGGUGAAAGGGCUCGCUUGGUCGGGGGUAGGCGGCUGCCACCUUGCUGUAUGACGGAGAGAGAGCUCUGAACCCUUUCUCUUCACAUAAGCAUACUCCUCCCAUCGUGGGUGCCCCUGCCUCCUGACCUCAUCUAAACCUGACUGCCUCCCAAACACCCUACUUCCUAAUAGCAACACACGGGCAGAUAAGGCUUCAACACCUGCAUCUGGGGACACACCAACGCGUCGUCUCUAACAUAGUGAGCAAAGAACCACACUUCCCAGGGGCUCAGAAAACUUCUGGAAGCUGCCUUUUCCGGGAGUGAGGAAGAAGGAGGAAGCCUGGGCUGGCUCAGCUGCUGUCCGUGUCCUCGAGUGUGGUGUGGGGCGGGUGUGGGGGCUGAAGUCCCAUGGAGGUUUCCAGUCGGGAGACAGAGCUAAGAGUAACCCGGUGGUGAGAGAGGACAAGAUUGUAGCCUGUUCGCUCACAGGAACCACAGAGGGCAUGGGGAGCGGCGUCCAUACUAGAGUCUGAGAAACAGAAUCGCCGAGUAGAAUACAGCAGCCGUACGCCCUUCAAAGAAAGAUAUACUAACGAUCUACUUUUUUUUUUUUCCAGGUUGAAGUUUCUAGAGGCAGGUCCACUACCCUUCUGUUACCUCACAUGUAAACCAGGCAGGGGAAGCGGGGGGACUGGCUUUUACUUCGGUAACACUUUGACAAAUCUGUGAGGUUGUAUACAGUAGGCCCCGAACAGCGUAGCGGGGAGGGGUGCCAACCCCACCCUCACCCCGCACAAGUCGGAAAUCCACAUGUCACUUCGGACUCCCAGAAAACUUAACUUCAAAUAGCCUCCUAGUGACUGGAAGCCUUACGGGUCACAUAACCAGUCAAUUAACACUCACCUUGUAUGUUGUAUGUAGUAGAGAUUGUGUUCGUUCUCCCAGUAAAGCAAGCUAGAGAAAACAAAACAUUAUUAAGAAAAUCAUAAAAGGGACGCCUGGCUGGCUCAGUCAGUAGAGCAAGCGACUCUUAAUCUCGGGGACGUGAGUUCGAGCUCCGUGUCGGGUGCAGAGAUCACU
This is a messenger RNA of Mustela erminea (ermine), 4174 nucleotides long. RefSeq names its product spidroin-2-like. NCBI's taxonomy places the organism in Eukaryota, Metazoa, Chordata, Mammalia, Carnivora, Mustelidae. The record is from RefSeq and is a predicted model, not a curated record.